ACUAAUGAAACUGAAUUAUUUCGAUGAAUGAAUUAUUUUUCUAACUAAAACUUAAACUAGAAUUUGUAACUUUUUCAGGGAAGUACGUCUUGAAUUUUCUUAAUUAUACGGAGAAUGUGUCAUCAAAAUAGGCAAGAUUCUAAUUGACGAACAUUCGUUGUUAGAAAUUGUUAGAAAUAAACAUGACGAACUCUUAUAUUCAAAACCAAUCAUGGGUAUCGCACUUGCCAGAGGAAGACAAGUACCGGUUCAUCAACAAGAAAUGCGUUGACAAGGUGAUACCUAAAGUCCUAAGGAAGGUACUCGAAUGGGGGUGCAAGAAAGAGCCAGAUCAAACGUACUUUGAGUAUAUUAGCUUGAAAUGCAAGUGCAACCUCAAGAAACUUUUCCAGUUCCACGAACGGCAGUUGGAUUCAACGAGCAGUGAAAGCUAUGACACAUCAAUGUUGUAUGAAGUCAUACCAUUUGCAUGCGAAGGAGUUACUAAAACGCGUUCUUGUGAGUGGGCCAAGGCAAAGGAGGACCCAACUACUCUAGAGUAUCACCUAUACAGGGUUAAGGUGCUGAGGAACUCCGUGAUUCAUGAUCCCGAAGGAAAAGGAGUUAGCAAAAACUUCAUAACCGAAGUGGGCAGGCCGUUAAGGGAUCUCAUUUUGGUAUCGGCACGUAAGUUCAACGUGGACCGUGAUGAAGCGGAGGAGUUCUGCGCUUCGGUUGCCUCGGACAUACAAACCGUUGAAGAGGGGAUUAUAAGCUGUCGCGAGAAAGAGGUGUCUGCGGUCUUGAAGGCAGUGCGAACCCAAGGUAAAAUUGAAAUGAAAGCCAAACGCGAAGCAUACCUAACCGAAGAAUGUCUCCCAUUCAGCCAAAUAAAAGUGCCCUUAAAUGAAGUGUUUCACAGCAUAACGCUCGUGUGUGAAAACACUCAACGUGAAGUCAACUGUAACGAAUUGUUCGCAGAAACCGAAGAAGAUUCUGCUCAGUGUGUGGUAGUGCAAGGAGCAGCUGGAUCUGGCAAGAGUACUUUAGUAAAGCGUAUUGCCUUAGAUUUCCUUGAAAUUGCUGCAUCAGAUAGUAUCUUCCACGGACUCAAUCUAUUUGGCGCUAUACUUCACAUCGAAUGUCGAGAAACGAAAGUUUCUACUCUGGGACAAUUCGUUCGUAACAGCUUCCCGUUAACACUCAAAAUUUUCACAGAUUUUUCCCAAGAUGCUGCGGAAGCGGUGCUAAAUUCCAGAACUUUGAUAAUAAUAGAUGGCAUGGACAACCUGACCAGCAUCACAAAAGAGCUGGUCAAAGAUGUUCUGAAAACUUUUAAUGGGGGAGAGGGUUCACGGAUGCUCGUCACCUCUAGGCCCAGUGCUGCCAAAGACUUCAUCCAGGACUUGGAGGCAGCCAGCAUAUCUCACGACUGUUAUUCCAUUAAGGAUAUCAGUGUGAAUGAUGAGCAACUCAAGUUCCUGCGGCGCUACGAAAAAGUCAUACCGGAUAUCCGGGCUCCAGAUCUCGUGGAGGCCUUCAAAGGACUGCAAGGAGCUCGAAGCUAUUUCAUCUAUCCCGUUUACCUGGCACUCUUCUGCCACCUCUUCCGCACGAACCCAGAGGGUGUCAACUGCCUGACUUCACCAGAGAAUCUCAUGGAGCAGACCUUGAGGCUAGGAGAAGUAAAAGUGGAGCAGAGGGUGUCAGAACAUGUCAUUGUCAACCCUGACAUCGUGGCAUCCAUUAUCUGUGAUAAAAUCUGCGACUUGAGUCUAAAAUGCCUGCACAUGGGAGAGCAUAAAGUAGACUCGGAGACUUACAAGGAGUUUUGUCAAGAAUGCUACAAAGUAAUCGGCAAAGAACUGCCGUACAAAUCAAUCUUGUCAUGUCUCAUGACAGCUAAGAAAUCUCGGGCUGAUCCCACGGAAGGGACGUUCGAAUGGUUCCACAAGUCAUUUGCAGAGUACUUGGCUGCCAAGACACUCAUCAGGACGCUACGAGCACGAAAAGAUGUCGAUAUCUUGCAGGUCAUAAGUGAGAUCACUGGGAUGCCCGUAACCGAGGCAGACUUAAAGAGGUACCAGAACGUGAUCCUGUUCACGGUGCUCUACAUCAACAGCGACUCCAGAAAGCUACGGCUGGGGUCUUCACUGCGUCAGCUGCUGAGGCUGCUCAGCACCACCAGUACCCCAGCGCAGGACUGGAUCCGCAUCGUCAACCUGUGGCCCGACGACGAUGAGGUGGCCAAGAUCGCCGCACGCUCCGCCGCCGUCUCCUCGUCCGAGUGGCGAGUGCAGGACUCGAAUGACUGCGGGAGCGUCGCAAGGAUGCUGCCCCACUCCCAACCCCUCAUCCUUAACCUCGCCCUCCCCCGGUCUGUGUCCACCCCUCCCCUCAUCCUCGCCGCCAUUGGACAACACUUCAAGGGGACGCUUAAGCUAGACAUGCGGCGCUCGCAUGACAACUUCAUGCCAUGUGAUGACAUGGUGGAACACAACCUCAGCGGUGCCAGGUGCGGGUUGGUGCAGUUCAGGGGGUGCCUGGGUGGGCGGGAGGCCGCCGCGGCGGCGCUGGGGGCGGCGGUGGACGAGGCGGGGGGGCUG
Hyalella azteca is the source of this 2585-nucleotide messenger RNA. RefSeq lists its product as uncharacterized. Lineage: Eukaryota; Metazoa; Arthropoda; Malacostraca; Amphipoda; Hyalellidae. The record is from RefSeq and is a predicted model, not a curated record. The annotation marks the transcript as partial. The transcript is spliced from 4 exons.